AUGGCGGAGUCACGGCGACGGAGCUCGUCUUCUUCUUCGUCUUUGUUGAGUUCCGGCAAAAUUUCGGUGAGAAUCGAAGGGGAAAUCGGCGUUGAUGUUGGAACUAGCGGCGAUGGUAAUGAAUUGGAGAGCAGAGAGGCAGUUGAUGUUGCUUCAGUUAGUAACGGAAUCAGCAGCGGGACUGAAUUGGAAUCAAACACUUCAAGGGUUCAAAUGCCUGGUGCUAACAAAUCAGAACCAAUACCGAUUCAGCUUAAGUUAGAAACAUGCAAAACUGAGGGGCAAAGACAUCAAAAUAUACUUGCUGAUGAGGCUGCAAAAUUUUUCGAUGACAAGAUUCCUGUUCAGCUGAAGCUUAAAUUGUUGAACAGAAUAGCUACUGUCAAAGAUGAUGGAACUGUAGAGUUUGAGGUUCCAGGGGAUGUCGAAGCCCAAACUCUUGGUGUUGGAUCUGAUGAUGUAUAUAAUACUGUUGUGGAUGAUGAGCCUCUUGAUGCAACAGACCUUCAAUAUAUACCACCACUGCAAAUAGUAAUGCUUAUCGUUGGCACUCGAGGAGAUGUGCAGCCAUUUAUUGCAAUUGGUAAACGUCUACAGGAUUAUGGCCAUCGUGUUAGACUAGCAACUCAUUCAAAUUUCAAAGAAUUUGUCUUGACAGCUGGGUUGGAUUUUUUUCCUUUAGGCGGAGAUCCUAAAGUUCUUGCUGGUUACAUGGUAAAAAAUAAAGGCUUCUUGCCAGCAGUGCCGUCUGAGAUACCCAUUCAACGAAAUCAAAUGAAAGAAAUUAUACACUCCUUGCUUUCUGCCUGCAGGGAUGCCGAUAUUGAUUCAGGCAUCCCUUUUAAGGCUGAUGCCAUCAUUGCCAAUCCUCCAGCGUAUGUGAUUUUUGGUUUCAUAUCUGGCAUCGAAGUUGUUAUGCCUAAAACUGCUUUCCUAAUAUAUGAAGAUCAAGGGCAUACUCAUGUGGCAGAGGCACUAAAAGUUCCGCUUCAUAUAUUUUUCACCAUGCCAUGGACGCCAACUAGUGAAUUUCCACAUCCCUUGUCCCAUGUCAAGCAACCAGCUAGAUAUCGAGAAAAAAAGUUGAACCUACAACCUGUCACGUAUCUUAGUGGUUCACAGGGAUCCGAUUCUGAUGUGCCACAUGGAUACAUAUGGAGUCCCCACCUUGUCCCUAAACCAAAAGAUUGGGGGCCUAAAAUUGAUGUAGUUGGUUUCUGUUUUCUCGACCUAGCAUCAAAUUAUGAACCUCCUGAAUCACUUUUGAAAUGGCUUGAGGCUGGUCAGAAACCUAUUUAUAUUGGAUUUGGUAGCCUUCCUGUCCAAGAACCAGAAAAAAUGACCCAAGUAAUUGUUGGAGCAUUGGAACAAACUGGGCAGAGGGGCAUCAUUAAUAAAGGCUGGGGUGGCCUGGGUAACUUGGCAGAACCGAAGGACUUUAUAUACUUGCUGGAUAACUGCCCACAUGAUUGGCUAUUCUUGCAAUGCAAGGCAGUGGUUCAUCAUGGAGGUGCUGGAACAACAGCUGCUGGUCUUAAAGCUGCGUGCCCUACAACUAUUGUGCCUUUCUUUGGUGACCAAGCUUUCUGGGGUGAGCGGGUGCAUGUGAGAGGAGUAGGUCCUCCACCCAUACCUGUUGAUGAGUUCUCACUUACAAAGUUGGUUGAUGCAAUAAAUUUCAUGCUAGAACCCAAGGUCAAGGAGCGGGCGGUGGAGCUUGCCAAGGCCAUGGAGAAUGAGGAUGGUGUUACUGGAGCAGUGAGAGCAUUUUUCAAGCAUCUCCCUCGAAGAAAGCCUGAGCCUGAGCCUGAGCCUGAGCCGUCACCGAACCAUCAAGUUUCCUUUAUAACAGACAUGGAACCAGAAGAAAAGGUUUCUCCAAUCAAUGCAGAAGUCGAGGACACAACAGCACGAGUAUUUCCUUGUUUAUUCUGUUCAAGAAAGUUCUACAGUUCUCAAGCCUUAGGAGGCCACCAAAAUGCUCACAAGAAGGAGAGACAUGCAGCAAGGAAGGCAAAAAGAGCAUCUGAAUAUGCACAGCCUCCACCACCAACAUUCCCAAUGAUGUUUGCUCCAAGUCACCAUUUAGGGCUGUUACACCCUUCAAUGUACAUAACUGCUCACGCAGCCAACCUCCACUCUCCUCCUACUCACCAGUUUUCUGAUCGUUUGGGUUCCAAUGGUGCAGCCAGGUUUGAUAAUGUGCUGUUUUAUGGAAGCAAUAGGUAUCAUCAAUAUGAUCAAGAAGACGAGCAAAGUUUCUUGAAUUGGCAAAGGAGCAUAAGAUUCAACGGAGGUGGGUCCAACCAACAUCUUUCAAUGGUGAAUGGCAAUCCCAAUAUGGGGAUGAGGAAUGAUAAAGAUAAGAAACUUGAUUUGUCUCUCCAUUUAUGA
This is a messenger RNA of Dovyalis caffra, 2394 nucleotides long. The record is from the annotation of a GenBank genome assembly. NCBI's taxonomy places the organism in Eukaryota, Viridiplantae, Streptophyta, Magnoliopsida, Malpighiales, Salicaceae.